UUGGCCGCGCUCUCCAAGAAGCUAGAUUGUCUCUGAGCUCGCGGAUCUGGAUCAGUCGAGAGCUGCAGGGGAGUUUUGGAGACCUUAGGGACGAAGGUCGAGUGGUUCACUAGAGAGCGAGCGAGAGUCGAGCAGCAACGCGAUCGAAAGGAAGCGAGAAGCUAUGGCCGCAAUGCAGGCGUCGAUGGCUAUCAAAAGAGGCACCUCGACCGUCGCCUGCACAGCGAGGAACUUGUUGGGUUUGCAGAGAGGGUUUAGCACCUCGUACAAGGAGCACGGUUACACUCUACCAGAUCUGCCUUAUGGUUAUGGGGAGUUAGAACCUGCCAUCAGUGGAGACAUCAUGCAAUUGCACCACUCGAAGCAUCAUCAGGCUUACAUCACCGGCUUCAAUCAGGCGCUCGAAAAGCUUGACGCAGCUCAUUCUAGUCGCGAUCCACAAACUAUUGUCCAGCUCCAGGCUGCUCUCAAGUUCAACGGUGGAGGCCAUGUUAACCACAGCAUCUUUUGGAAGAAUCUAGCACCCAUAAAGGAAGGAGGAGGUGUUCCUCCUGAAGGGUCGUUGGCAUCUGCUAUUGAGGCUGAGUUUGGUUCUCUCGAAAUUCUAAAAGCGAAGAUGGUUGCUGGAGGUGUAGGAGUUCAAGGAUCAGGCUGGGUGUGGCUAGGUUUAAACAAAGACCUAAAAAAGCUCGUUGUGGAGACCACAGCAAAUCAGGAUCCUUUGGUUACCAAAGGACUGAUUCCAUUGUUGGGGAUCGAUGUUUGGGAACAUGCUUACUACCUACAGUACAAAAAUGUUCGCCCUGACUACUUGAAAAACAUCUGGAAAGUGGUGAACUGGAAGGAUGUCUCAUCUCGAUACGAGGAAAAUGUUUGAUAUAGAUCGUUGAGGGUAAGUCACCAUGUCAAAUAUGUCCACCCUUGUCCGUUCAUGACUUUUCAGUGAGACAUGGAGGGCAAUGCUGGUGAAACUUAAGGUGAGGAAGAGGUUUCAGGAGAGGUCUUGGAUGGCCUAGUCCAUUCAUCUUAACAUGUAUAUAUGCGGGAGUAUGCUUCAAAAUUAUUCUGGCAGAAGAUCCUUGCAUUGUGUUAAUUUAUCGAGUGCAAUAGAGUUUUUUUCUCACAUCUGUAUGAGAAGCAUAAGACUUGAGAUCGAAAGUACAUUGCAGAACAUGUCCUUUCGUCCAAUUGAAUUGCUGUUGGAGUUCUACUGUUCCGUCCAAAUGCAUGUGGAUGGAUGGUUAUUCCCUUUGAUCAGAGUGGCAUUCCAGGUAAAAUUGUGAGGAGAGCAGUCUUCGCUGAGCGCUGUUUUCUCUGAUUUGGUGGUUGUUGUGUAUGCCUGCGUUUGAUAUACUUAUAGAUGAUAUGUAAAUCAGCGUGUGAAAGUGAUGCAUAUGGAUCAAUUUUAGAUAACCUGUGGUUUCUCUUGCACUUGCCAUAACCUUCUCUUGCACUUGCCAUACCCUUCUCUUGCACUUGCCAUACGUACAGUCUAAUUCAAGUUAAUACUCAGAUAAAUUCUAGGCAAUGUUCUUCAGGUCAAAACUCUGAAUGUGACACUCCUUGCCUUGAUCCAAGUUCAAGUUCCAUCUCAAACUCAGCUGGACUGCUGUAACCAUCUUCACAUCCCUGUAAUCCAACAGUUGUGAUCAGUACGUGAAGGAAUGAUCAUUGGCAAGGUGUGAUCUGAUUGUUUUACUAUUUUAACAAGAGUUUUUCUAUUUUCAGCUUUGAGCUUGGAUACACAAAAUCGAAACCCCAAAUCUUGGUAGCUGGUGUGUUAUUGGUCACAAAAGUAGCCUUGAAGUAAAUCACCACUACCUUAUAACUCAGCCAAGCCAAAUUACAGUCUCUAGUCAAUGAGUACUCGUAUGGUCUGACUCCGAGAUUAAUCAACAAUAUUAUAAGUGAAGUAAUUUAAAUUCCAGUCCUAAACCAAAUUGAAGCUGAGUAUCUGGUAGAAAGGAACUUCCAGUCAACCAGGUGAAACAGCCGAGCAUGAACUAAUAAAGUAUUAUUUACAGGCGCAGUUCUCCCCCCGCUCUUUUAUGUGUUACUUGUAUUGAUCUUGCUGAGUAUACAUAGUGCGUGGCGUAACUACAUAAAUAGCACCGGUUUCAUAGUCACCUGUUUCACCUGCUUGAUUGGCAGAUUCGUGAUGUUGCUUCGAGCUAAAAUACUACUGCAGCUCAAAUACUACAUCCAACCGUAUGCUGUCUCUUUGCUUAUAUUUGUAGAUUCUCUACAUACGAACAAGAGAAGUUUGUCAUGUGCAACAGCGAUGUACACAAAAUGGUCUAUGGGAGUUUCAUCAUCUACCACAGUUGUAAUUCAACAGUGGUCUGGCGUCCAUGACUUAAGCGCGGUGACAGCGAUUCCCGAGAUAACGUGUUUUCACAUAGCACCUGUGAAACUGACACCUUGUAAUUCGCAUGAGCUUUUGUUCACGGUGUAAAUUCUACCUCUUCUUUCAAUGAAUUCUGCCGUCGCAAGUGGUGAUUUUUGAAAACUUCUGAAUUAACCAUAUAUCUGUAGUUGCCUCAUACCAAAGCAGCCGUAUUCUGGGACACACUUACCUCUUAUGGCUCCUUCUAACUGAGGUUUAGUGUGGCCUCUUUCUAGAGUGUGUCGCCAGGAAGCGGUGAAUAAACAAUCUUUCAACGCGAUGGCCAUGAAUCUGAAAUGUGCCACCGUGUGCUUCACAAUCUGUGCUUCUCUGCAAGAGAUGAGUAGUGGGGAGCACGAAAAGAGUUGCAAACCUUGAGGGUGCAAAUGGAUGGAUUCAUGGAUGCUGGACAGCACUUCCUCGUCCACGAUCUUCAGACCGGUGGACUCACAAGGUGCCUUGCCCACCGGAAGGACGGGCGAUACAAACGUUUGCCAAACUAGGGUAUAUUGUAUCCACCGGCCAUAAAAUGAAAACAAUUUGCUCGAAGGUCAUGGAAGGUUUUUGCUUAUGGUACAGAAGAGAGGCUUUUCUGUGUAACCAAAACUGCACACUACGGUAAAGCUGUGAGAGCAUUGUCGUGAUGGAGACAAAGUGUGCUUGCUGACAGUUGACCGAGGAUAUUUACAACUGUAAGUACCUCGUUUGAAUAGACCUGAAGAUAAGUUAGCUAGAAAUCUAGAAGUAAAGUCCGUGAAGCUGAAAGUGCUUCUACCUUUCUGAGUAAUGUACCAAACUUAACCACGUUAGUUUCGGGUGGCAUCAAAGGACACAGUGGCUAUGAUUAUGUGAAGAGAUCAGCAUUCGAGAACUUCAUUUUUCCUUAACAGUUGUUCAAUAAUUUGA
This is a messenger RNA of Marchantia polymorpha subsp. ruderalis, 3292 nucleotides long. Lineage: Eukaryota; Viridiplantae; Streptophyta; Marchantiopsida; Marchantiales; Marchantiaceae. The record is from the annotation of a GenBank genome assembly.